AUGAUGUUAAUAGAAAUGGAUAAAAUGUCUGCUCCUUCAUCACUGGAGCGUGCCCAACGCCUCUAUGAAAAGAACCUUGAAUUGGAGAAUAAGCGUCGGAGGUCAGCUCAGGCGAGGGUCCCAUCUGAUCCAAAUGCUUGGCAACAGAUGCGUGAGAAUUAUGAAGCAAUAAUUCUUGAGGAUCAUGCUUUCUCUGAGCAGCACAAUAUUGAAUAUGCACUUUGGCAGUUGCAUUACAAGCGGAUUGAGGAGUUUAGAGCAUACUUUAGUGGUGCUUCUCUUUCUUCCACAAGUGCAAACUCAUCCCAGGGAGUGAAAGGUGGCCCUGCACGACCUGACCGGAUUACUAAAAUAAGGCUACAAUUUAAGACUUUCCUUUCAGAAGCAACUGGAUUUUACCAUGACCUUAUUACAAAGAUCAGAGCUAAGUAUGGUCUUCCUCUUGGUUACUUUGAGGAUUCAGAGAAUCGGAUUGUUAUGGAGAAAGAUGGAAAGAAAUCUGCUGAGAUGAAGAAAGGUUUAGUAGCUUGUCAUCGUUGUCUGAUAUACCUGGGUGAUCUUGCUCGUUAUAAAGGAAUGUAUGGUGAAGGUGAUUCAAAAAACCGUGAGUACACAGCAGCUUCUAGUUACUACUUGCAAGCUGCAUCUCUUUGGCCUUCUAGUGGGAAUCCCCAUCACCAGCUUGCUUUGUUGGCUUCAUACUCUGGGGAUAUGCUGGUGACUAUUUAUCGGUAUUUUCGUAGUCUGGCUGUCGAUAGUCCAUUUAUAACUGCACGAGAAAACUUGAUAGUUGCAUUUGAGAAGAAUCGUCUAAGUUUCUCUCAGCUUUCUGGUGAUGCUAAAGCGCAUGCAGUCAAGGAAUCUUCUGGGCGAGUAAUGGGCAAAGGAAGAGGAAAAGGGGAAGCAAAACUUGCAAGGGGUACUACUGUUGAUGCCAGCCCUAGAACAGGAGCAUCCAGUAUCCAGGAAACUUACAUAUACUUCUGCACAUGCUUUGUCCGUCUAAAUGGAAUCUUGUUUACGCGCACUAGCCUUGAGACUUUUGCUGAAGUUCUUGCUGCUGUUAGCACUGGCUUACGUGAGCUUCUGACUUCUGGGCAAGAUGAAGAGCUGAAUUUUGGGACAGAUGCUCCUGAGAAUGCACUUGUGAUUGUCAGAAUUGUCUGCAUUCUAGUAUUUACAGUUUAUAAUGUGAAUAAGGAAUCUGAAGGUCAAACCUAUGCAGAAAUUGUACAGCGUGCUGUUCUGCUUCAAAAUGCAUUUGCUGCAGCUUUUGAAUUAAUGGGCUACAUAAUAGAGAGAUGUGCACAGCUACUUGAUCCUUCUUCUAGUUAUCUUUUACCAGGCAUUUUGGUUUUUGUUGAGUGGUUGGCUUGUUAUCCAGAUCUUGCUGCAGGCAAUGAUGUGGACGAAACUCAAGCAAAUUUGAGAUCAGAAUUUUGGAAUCGAUGUGUAUCCUUCUUGAAUAAGCUGCUUUCAGUUGGUCCUCUGUCUAUUGAUGAUGAUGAAGAAGAGACUUGCUUUAAUAACAUGAGCAGGUAUGAGGAAGGCGAAACUGAAAACCGACAUGCUUUGUGGGAGGACUUUGAGUUAAGGGGAUUUGUUCCACUUCUUCCUGCACAAACCAUCUUGGAUUUUUCAAGGAAGCAUUCCAUUGGAAGUGAUGGUGAUAAAGAAAGAAAUGCACGGGUCAAAAGGAUUUUAGCUGCUGGGAAGGCUUUAGCAAAUGUUGUUAAGGUUGACAAAAAGAUGAUAUAUUUUGAUUCAAAGGUUAAGAAAUUUGUAAUUGGUAUUGAGCCUCAAACUGCAGAUGAUUUUUUUAUUCCCACCUAUUCAGAAAUGCGGAGUGUAAAAGAGCUUGUGCAAGAAAAUUCAGCUGAGAAAUCAGAGAUGGAAAUUGUUCAGCAAAUGGAAGGAGAUGAUGAUGACGAAGUUAUUGUUUUUAAACCUAUAGUGUCAGAGACACGUGCUGAUGUGGUUGCCUCAUCAUGGGCACCCCAUUUGGGUUUGGAACCUGUUGUAAAAGCAUCUGGAGGGGAUUUAAAAUUUCAGGUGAACUCUACGCCUAACCCUCUAAUGAAUCUAGGUCAUCAAACUUUAUCUGUUCCUGGUAGUGCUAUGGUGUCUCAACAGAUGCAACCAGUUCAGCCACAUACAUCAAGGUGGUUAGAGGAGGGAAUUUCUCUUGCUAACAAUUUAAAAGGUCUUGGGUUGUUUGAGAAUGGACAUGUGAUGAAACCUGGUCUACAAGAAGCUAUUGGCUUCUCCAGCCAUGUUUCACAUCCCAUUCCUAUCCAACAAUCUAUAGGUGCUGAUACUAAUGGCAUGUUUUAUGGUAUCUCAAAAGCUCUGGAGUCUGUAAUACCAUCAAAAGUUGAUGCUAUUGCAUCUUCUGGAGUAGUUACUGAUAACUUAGCUGUAAAAGCGGCAGCAUUGCCAGUUGGUUCUAGAAAAGCCCCUGUCAGUCGACCAACUAGGCACCUUGGACCUCCUCCUGGUUUCAGUCAUGUCCCUCCCAAACAAGGUAUUGAAUCCACUGUUUCAGAUUCAAUUAGUGGUAACCCAAUGAUGGAUGAUUACAGUUGGUUGGAUGGAUAUCAUUUUCGUUCAUCAACAAAAGGAUUAGGUUCCAAUGGUCCUCUCAACUACUCUCAGUCAAAUUCUCAGCUAGUCAGUAACAAUGGCUUCGGUCCUAAUGCCAGCUUUCCUUUUCCUGGGAAACAAGUUCAUUCUCUGCCUCUUCAUGCAGAGAAACAGAAUGGUUGGCAAGAUUACCAAAAUUAUGAUAUGUUAAAAUCACAUCAUGAUCAGCAGCUGCAGCCACAGCAGCUCACAGCUGGAAAUCAGCAGUUUUCUCCUCUGCCUGAGCAAUUUCAAGGACAGUCAAUCUGGACAGGUCGUUACUUUGUGUGA
Sphenostylis stenocarpa is the source of this 2913-nucleotide messenger RNA. The record is from the annotation of a GenBank genome assembly. NCBI's taxonomy places the organism in Eukaryota, Viridiplantae, Streptophyta, Magnoliopsida, Fabales, Fabaceae.